Messenger RNA from Oncorhynchus nerka (sockeye salmon), 3628 nucleotides. Its product is annotated as tripartite motif-containing protein 16-like. The coding region runs from base 43 to 1674 and encodes 543 amino acids. Lineage: Eukaryota; Metazoa; Chordata; Actinopteri; Salmoniformes; Salmonidae. The record is from RefSeq and is a predicted model, not a curated record. The transcript has 6 exons. Gene Ontology annotation, molecular function: zinc ion binding; protein binding.
UCUCUGUCUCAUCUGUCUGUGUGAGAGUGAACAACCAUCCAAAUGGCUCAACAAGGAGUUCUGCUGGACCAGGACCAGUUCUGUUGUUCUGUCUGUCUGGAGCUACUGAAGGAGCCGGUCACUACUGCCUGUGGACACAGUUACUGUAGAAUCUGUAUUGAGGACUGCUGGGAUAACAAUGUUCUGAGAGGGGUCUAUAGCUGUCCUCAGUGCAGAGAGACCUUUACUCCAAGGCCUAAUCUAAGGAAAAAUAACAUGUUGGCUGAGGUGGUGGAGGAACUGAAGAAGACAGGACUCCAGGCUGCUCCCUCUCCUUCUCUGUGCUAUGCUGAACCUGGAGAUGUGGCGUGUGAUUUCUGCACUGGGACCAGAAAACAGAAAGCCCUCAUGUCCUGUCUGGCAUGUCUGGCCUCUUACUGUGAGACUCACCUCCAACCUCACUAUGAAUCUCCUACUUUCAUGAAGCACAAGCUGGUCAAAGCCACCGCACAACUACAGGAGAAGAUCUGCUCUCAUCAUGACAAACUGCUGGAGGUUUUCUGUCGUACCGAUCAGCAGUGUAUCUGUUAUCAGUGUGUGAUGGAUGAACAUAAAGGCCAUGAUACAGUAUCAGCUGCAGCAGAGAGGACUGAGAAACAGAGGCAGCUGGGGAGGAGUCAGCAGAAGGUCCAGCAGAGAUUCAAGGAGAGAGAGAAGGAGCUGAAGGAGCUCCAACAGGCUGUGGAGUCUCUCAAGCGCUCUGCAGUGAAGGGCAGUGAUAAGAUAUUUGCUGAGCUGAGGAGCUCUGAGGUGAAGGAGCUGAUCAGAGCCCAAGUGAAGUCUCAAGUGAGUCAAGCUGAAGGACUCCUGGAGCAACUGAAAAAGGAGAUAGCUGAGCUGAGGAAGAGAAGCACUGAGCUGGAGCAGCUCUCACACACAGAGGAUCACAUCACUUUCCUCCAGAGUUUUCAGUCUCUCUCCAGUAUCAGUGUAUCUUCAGACUUACCCAGCAUCGUUGUCGGUCCUCUUCAGUACUUUGGAGAUGUGAGUCAGACUGUGUCUGAACUGAGAGAGAAACUAGAAGACUUCCUCAAAGGAGAAUGGACCAAGAUCUCCAAAACAGUGAAUAUAGUUGAUGUUGUACUGCCUCCAGAGCCCAAGACCGGAGAACAGUUGUUACAAUAUUCCUGUCAGCUCACACUGGACCCAAACACAGCAGGCACACGUCUCUCUCUGUCUGAAGGGAACAGAAAGGUGUCCCAAACACGCCAAGACCAACCAUAUCCUGGUCAUCCAGACAGAUUCACAAACAACUACCAGGUUCUGUGUAGAGAGGGUCUGUCUGGACGCUGUUACUGGGAGGUGGAGUGGAGUGGGGUGUAUGUUAUUACAACAGUCUCAUAUAAAGACAUCAGCAGAACAGAGAGAGGUAAUGCAUUUGGAUACAAUGACAAGUCCUGGAGUUUACAGUGCUCUAGUGAUGGUUAUUAUUUCAGACACAAUAAUGUUGAGACUAAAGCAUCAGGCCCUCUGUCCUCCAGAGUAGGAGUUUACCUGGAUCACAAGGCAGGUACUCUGUCCUUCUACAGUGUCUCUGACACAAUGACCCUCCUCCACAGAGUCCAGACCACAUUCACUCAGCCCCUCUAUCCUGGGUUUUGGCUCUCUGGUACUGCUGAGCUGGUUAAACUGUAGUAGGGUCCACAUAGAUACUAGUCAUGCUGGUGUAGUCUAUAGCUGAGCUGGUUAAACUGUAGUAGGGUCCACAUAGAUACUAGUCAUGCUGGUGUAGUCUAUAGCUGAGCUGGUUAAACUGUAGUAGGGUCCACAUAGAUACUAGUCAUGCUGGUGUAGUCUAUAGCUGAGCUGGUUAAACUGUAGUAGGGUCCACAUAGAUACUAGUCAUGCUGGUGUAGUCUAUAGCUGAGCUGGUUGAACUGUAGUAGGGUCCACAUAGAUACUAGUCAUGCUGGUGUAGUCUAUAGCUGAGCUGGUUAAACUGUAGUAGGGUCCACAUAGAUACUAGUCAUGCUGGUGUAGUCUAUAGCUGAGCUGGUUGAACUGUAGUAGGGUCCACAUAGAUACUAGUCAUGCUGGUGUAGUCUAUAGCUGAGCUGGUUGAACUGUAGUAGGGUCCACAUAGAUACUAGUCAUGCUGGUGUAGUCUAUAGCUGAGCUGGUUAAACUGUAGUAGGGUCUACAUAUAUACUAGUCAUGCUGGUGUAGUCUAUAGCUGAGCUGGUUGAACUGUAGUAGGGUCGACAUAGAUACUAGUCAUGCUGGUGUAGUCUAUAGCUGAGCUGGUUGAACUGUAGUAGGGUCCACAUAGAUACUAGUCAUGCUGGUGUAGUCUAUAGCUGAGCUGGUUAAACUGUAGUAGGGUCCACAUAGAGACUAGUCAUGCUGGUGUAGUCUAUAGCUGAGCUGGUUGAACUGUAGUAGGGUCGACAUAGAUACUAGUCAUGCUGGUGUAGUAUAUAGCUGAGCUGGUUGAACUGUAGUAGGGUCCAUAUAGAUACCAGUCAUGCUGGUGUAGUCUAUAGAUGAGCUGGUUGAACUGUAGUAGGGUCGACAUAGAGACUAGUCAUGCUGGUGUAGUCUAUAGAUGAGCUGGUUAAACUGUAGUAGGGUCCACAUAGAGACUAGUCAUGCUGGUGUAGUCUAUAGCUGAGCUGGUUAAACUGUAGUAGGGUCCACAUAGAGACUAGUCAUGCUGGUGUAGUCUAUAGCUGAGCUGGUUAAACUGUAGUAGGGUCCACAUAGAGACUAGUCAUGCUGGUGUAGUCUAAAGCUGAGCUGGUUGAACUGUAGUAGGGUCCAUAUAGAUACCAGUCAUGCUGGUGGGGAUGGUCCCCAGCUGUGAUAAUUCAUUCUGCUCUGUUUUAUGUACAAUGAUUUAACUGAUUUGAUGUUCAGAUGUUCUGAAUUAAAAUUCAAUACGUUCAUUUUGAUUUGUACAUUUGAUUUUUUCUGACUGAUUUGAAUUUUAAGAGAUUUAAUUAAGGUGCUCAUAUGUAAUAAUAAAAAAAGUAAUCUUGUGCAUUUCCAUGAAUCAUGAUGUGUGGUGUUGAUGUAUAUUGGUUGUCAUUCAGAACCAUUGAUAUGUUUUCUCAAUUAGUUCUCUGUCUCUAUGUAAUUCUCCUCAGUAUCAUUGAACAGCUUGUAAGGCUUGUCCUAAUUGAUGUGUUUUCUGUCACCUGGAGCUGCAUGAAAAAUGGUCCAGGAACAAAAGGACAAUUCAGGACUAGUCAGCCCACUACAAGCUGGUAUCAUUUACUUUCUACUACACUAUAUGGUCUGGUUUCCCAGACACAGAUUAAUCCUAGUCCUGGACUAAAAAGCAUGUUCAAUGUAGAUGUUCGGGAAACUGGCCCGAAAUGAGGCAACUUGCAUCCUCCCAUACUGCUCAGUCAAGCAACAUUAAACCUGUCCAGCAGGUGGUGGUAUUGACCAAACAAUAAAACCAGCACAUAGCUUGAUUUGCCACUCACUAUAUCAGUAAUGUUCAGAAUAGUACUUUAAUAUCAUUGGAGAUUGAUGAUAUUUUUAAUCCACUAUCCAGAGUCAGGAACAGAUGAAGUUAGGUCUGCUACUGUUCAGUGAUUAAAUAUGACUUAUGGUGAUGGGAAAUAAAAAAUACAACACUAAA